Molecule: messenger RNA, 4372 nt
Organism: Stylophora pistillata
Lineage: Eukaryota; Metazoa; Cnidaria; Anthozoa; Scleractinia; Pocilloporidae
Product: major facilitator superfamily domain-containing protein 6
Cellular component (GO): membrane
Source: RefSeq, a predicted model, not a curated record
UGUCCUCCAUUAGCUUAUAGCUAAAAACAUAGACACUUAAAUAAAGUUUUUUUUUUCAUUCAUUCAUGCCAUCCACGUCGGCUGCAUUAGACCCGGUGCAAUUUUGAGUUCUGUAAAAUGAAAAAUUGAAGGUAACGACGAAGGUUUUCUCCUAACUAUAUUCAACCCAGCAUAACAUGUGCAUUGAAAUUCAGCUUUUCUCCUCAUAAGUCUUCCUUGACCGGUAGCUUCUUGAAAGAUCUCAUCUGGCAAAUCAGUGUAACUUUUAUUUGACCGAUGAUUUGCCAUUCAAACUUACCGUUUCCUCAAACUUUGAUUUUUUAGAUUACUUAUUUAAAAACUGAGAUUUGAGUGAAGAGACCAUUCAGAUCUGUAUGGAAUAAAAGAUGUAUUAACCUAGAGGCUUCAUUUAUCACAAUUCUAAGGAAGCUUCCAGUCCUCAAAAAAAGUAUUGUUGUUCAUGCUCGUCGUCCUCUUGGACGUAAUAAGCUUUAGGAAUUUGUGGGUGAAGCAACGGAUCAAAUCAGUGCACGUAAAAAAAUUAUUACGACUUUUUCGCAGUUCAUUCUCCGAACCUGUAUCAACGGUACAUUUUCAGGGAAGAAAUGGUGAGUACGACUGACACAUCAAUACAUAUUGUAACAUGCAGGGAAUGAGCGCGGUUUAAUUCAGUCGAGAAGAGCCUGAGGAGAGGCCGGAACCUUAUGCUACCAUGACGCGACGAGAAAAGAGUAAAACUUUUGCACUACUGUUUGUGUUAUUGAAUAAGAUUAAUUUAUAAGGACAUUCUCUAAAAAAACAACGGUUAAGAGCUUUAAUGAGCGCUAAAAUCCAUUUUCUGCCGGAACUUAAAAUCUGCAAAAAAUAGAGCAAACUUAUUGUUCUUUUGUCAACGGUUAUCGUCAUACAAUGACGAACUUUGUUUGCAUCUAUUUAUACAAUCGAUCACGCGCUAAGAUUGCAAAUACUUUACCUUAAGCUUUUCUUAAUCAAAGGAGGAAAACCCACACAAUAAAAGAUACUUUACUUUAACGCACGAUUUUUGAAAAGCAAGUUCGACGUACCAUAAGCAAAAUACCUUUCAACCUAUUCAUAAGGGUGUAAAAUUUACACUCUUACACGAUAAACCACCGAAAUGUGCUGCUUGCAAUUUCAAAUAAAAAAAAUUGUUCCCACUAGCCAUACGUUGGCGGAUGAAUUAAAGGCUUGAUGACGAAUGUUGAUUUAGACUGAAGAUAGUUUCCGAGGGAAUUACAACCAUUAAAAUUGUUCUUACAAUAUGUCUUUGGCCUCAACUAAACUGAUUUAAAUACCCUUUUGAAAAUUCCCGGCUGAGUUCUCAGACAGCUUUUAUGAUGCAAACGUUUUGAUGACAAGAUAAAACAAAAGAAUAUUGGAGAAAAGGAAGGCUAAUUAGAUACGUAAGGUCACCCUCCUUUUUCACACCAGGCCCUGUUUGUUCUUUACCUUUUCAUUACUGUCGAAUUUCUGCAAAAGGAUCAUAAAACUGGCGAACUCUCAUGGUUUGAAAGGCCUCGUUUGGGAGAAUUGCGGGAAGCGUCGUUGAAAACACACUCUCUAAUCACGUAUUCGUAGAAAAUGCAAAUUUUUUCUUUUCACCUUGGUUUCCCAGGCAGUGAGGCAUGGAAGUAUUAAUUUCUUGCAUAAUUAUUUUGGCGGACUAAAUAUAACUUGUGAAGAUGAACCGACAGGAAGAAUGGCGUAAAAUCAUUGUUUCUUAACGUUAUCCCAUGAAAAGUAAUGUGAGGGGCCUUUUCCUUUCAAGGUCACGCCACACGCUACAAUCCUCUUCGCGCGUUUAUUGCCUAUAUUUAGGUCAAUCUUCCUCAUCUCCAGACAUUAACGAUUAUUUUACCGCCUUUCUCAGCAAUCCAUCAUGAAUAUAGAGGACAAGGAACAAAAGAGAGAGGAACAGUCUCCUGUUCAAAAGCACAAGAAGACGACAGACAAAGUAGGGAAGAAAAAGAAUCCAAAACAGUCAGACCAAUUCAAGUGCUUUUACGAGGCAGACUACCUACUUUUCAAAGGAUUUUGUUUCUUCAUUUAUGCUGCGUAUGGUGGUUUUAUUCCUUACCUUCCAUUGUAUUUCAAACAGAUAUUUUUGGGUGCCAGUUACGCAGGGAUCAUUAUCGGUAUCCGGCCUCUUAUUCAGUGCAUUGGAGCGCCAUUCUGGGGAGUCAUAGCUGACAGAUAUCACGCGGGAAAAGUCAUAUUCUUGGGAAGUGUCAUUAUGUGGAUCGUGAAAGCUUUUCUUCUGCUUGCUGUGCGACCACACAAUCAACAAUGCAUUGAGUUAUACCAGAACAAAACAUCAAAUGCGAGUUAUGUGUAUGCUUACGAUCUUUGGACCACAGAGGCAGCUGAGGAACCAAAAUGGGUGGUUAUACCACUGCAUCAUCCAAUUAUGGUGGAGAAAAAUAGAAUUACUGUGGUCGAUACGGAAGCAAGUGCACAAGCAAUCAAGCAUGAAACUGACGAACUUCCCCAAGAAGUAUUACUAAAGAAUGUGCCUCUUAAACAGAGGAAACCCAAUAAGGAAAAUGCUUCCCGGCACCGUACGAAACAUAGAGCUAAACAGACAGCCAUUACAGUGAUAGAGAAAAGAAAUAGUAGGAAUACGUCAAAGCAUGAUCUUGUUCACGAUAUGGACAAAAAUACAAAUGUACCCUCCAUACUUGGAGAAAACCAAAUCGGUAAAAGGUUCCAACUGAAAUUUGUCCAUAUGGUCAAAGUUUACAAUGAGGAAUUAAACGCCCCAGUGGAAUUCAUCACACAAAUUGACACGUACGAAAUUGACUUCAUGUUUGUCAUGUUUACGUUGAUUAUAAUCAUUGGAGAAUUUUUUGAGUCUCCGACGUUUGCUUUGUCAGAUGCCUCUCUUCUCAAGAGACUCGGAAACGACAGAGAGUACUAUGGGCGGAUCAGGCUAUGGGGCUCACUGGGCUGGGCCCUGGCGGCAGCUAUGGUCGGACUUAUUAUCAAUUAUUCUACAUUCAAAGUUUGCCAAUGGCAACAGAACAACUAUAUAGUUGCUUUCUUCAUUUUCAUCGGGUUUGUUGCAGCUGCAUUCGUAAACGCGUUGUGGUUUCGCUUUACCUACAACGAAGAAAAAAAAUUUGAAGAUAUCGGAAAAGUUGCGCCAAUCCUUCUAAGCCUUCGCCACCCUUCAUUCCUUAUAGCGACCUUGUACACAGGUUUCUGUUACGGAAUACUGGUUCAUUUUGUUAACUGGUAUAUUGAUGAUCUGGGGGGCUCUAGUUCUAUCAUGGGGGCUGCAGGGGCUACAAGAGAAAUAGCCGCUUUAAUCAUGUUUGGCGUGAGUGCUACAACUCUGCAAGCCCUUGGCAAUGUGAACACAAUGGUAUUCUGUCUAUUAGCUUACAUCAUCUGCUUUAUUUGUUACUCUAUUCUUGAGAAUCCUUGGAUGGCUGUAGCGCUAGAACUGCUGGAUGGAGGAACUUAUGGUUUAGUUUGGUCCAAUUGCGUCCAUUACAUGAGCGAAGUUGGAACAAAGCUGGGUGUUGUGGAUACCACACAAGGAAUCCUUCAAGGAAUAUUCUGGGGACUGGGUAAUGGUGGUGGUACUAUGAUCAGCGGUGUGUUGAUUGAGUCUUUCGGCACUACAAACACGUUUCGUGCAUUUGCCUUAGGUGGUACUGUAGUGCUUGGUAUUCUUAUUCUUGCACAGUAUACAGCUAGUCUUCUUGAGCGGAGAGUAAACAAAAGUAAACAGUACGAGUUACUAUCUGAGUCAGAGAACGAUGGGUCAAAGAGUGAGGAACAAGAGCUGUCCAAAACCACUCAAUGACAACAACCGAACAUGGUCUAUAAAGAUCCUCCGAUCUUUAUUUAUUAAUGAAAGAAAGAACUCUGUGUGAAAAGCAUGAUAGGUACACACCCUUGGUGUACCAGUGGGGGCCUGGGUAGGGGGAAUCAGUAGUAUGAGUUGAAAGCGAUACACACGACUUCAAUUGAAGGAAAAAUAUAUAUUUGAAGGCCAUAUCCGACUACACUGAAUGUUUCAUUUCUUCUAUUUUCUUUCUAUUAUUCUGGAGAAACUUUCUUGCGGAACUCCCAUUAUGUGAAAAUUUAAUUCGACCGGAUAUUACUUAUUUCAAAUCCUUAUCGGAAUUUUAACCUGUUUUCUUUGUGAAUAAUUUCGGCAUAGAAACUCACGUAAGGUUGUAAAAUGCCCAGAGAAAUAAUUUCUUACAAAAGUAGGUUAGUGAACAGGGCAGCACAGAAUCCAAUUGGUAAAAUAAAUUGCACUGGCGCCAUCAUGUACCGUGAGAAACAACUGGUGUGAAAUAAUAGGAAUCGCUAUUAGUAAAUAAAAAAAUUGGGGUCUUGA